GUUUAAAUUAAAAAAAACAAAAUUCUACUUAUUUACUAACAAAUGUCAGCUGUCAGAAUAAACAGAUUCCAAUAAGUAUUUUAAAAAAAAUGACAAUACAUAAUUUAUAUAUUUUCUCUAAAAAUGGAGUCUUGUUGUAUUACAAUGAAUGGAACCGAUUAAAUAAAUCGGGAAUUACUAAGGAGGAGGAAGCUAAAUUAAUGUACGGUAUGCUCUUUUCUAUAAAAUCUUUUGUCAAUAAAAUAUCUCCGCUGGACCCAAAAGAGGGAUUUCUUUAUUAUAAAACAAGCAAAUACUCACUCCAUUAUCUUGAGACUCCAUCGGGGCUUAAAUUUGUUCUCAAUACGGACACAAUAUCUCAAAAUGUGAGGGAACUUCUUCAGCAGCUUUAUCGGCAAGUCUAUGUUGAGUAUGUUGUGAAAAAUCCUUUCUGUAAAUUAAACGAACCAAUCCAAAGUGAGUUAUUUAAGACAAAAGUCGAUGAGUUAAUGAAAAAAUCACCUAUUUAUUUAAAUCGAUCAUUAUAAUUACUUAGUAAAUAAAUAAAAUCGGAGUUUUAAAAAUUU
Microplitis mediator is the source of this 566-nucleotide messenger RNA. RefSeq names its product trafficking protein particle complex subunit 1 (gene Bet5). The record is from RefSeq and is a predicted model, not a curated record. Lineage: Eukaryota; Metazoa; Arthropoda; Insecta; Hymenoptera; Braconidae. Gene Ontology annotation, biological process: endoplasmic reticulum to Golgi vesicle-mediated transport. The coding region runs from base 90 to 527 and encodes 145 amino acids. The transcript has 2 exons. Gene Ontology annotation, cellular component: TRAPP complex.